This is a messenger RNA of Wallemia ichthyophaga EXF-994, 1335 nucleotides long. RefSeq lists its product as uncharacterized. The transcript has 8 exons. NCBI's taxonomy places the organism in Eukaryota, Fungi, Basidiomycota, Wallemiomycetes, Wallemiales, Wallemiaceae. Gene Ontology annotation, biological process: phosphatidylcholine biosynthetic process. The coding region runs from base 1 to 1335 and encodes 444 amino acids. The record is from RefSeq and is a predicted model, not a curated record.
AUGAGUGAUAUUGGUCGCAGUAACAGCGACUACGAGUCUAGCGAUGAUGAUAUCACAUGGCCCAGCGCAUUCACAUUAAUCGAUUUCAUUGAUACCUACGUCGACGCAAGAAUAGAUCUGAUAGAGAGGCGCCUGCAUGAGACUUCGGAUAAGCUUCGUGAGAGAGCCACAUCUGCAAAAGAGAAGGCUGCGGAGAUCAUUAGAAGCAGGGGCAGCGGUACACGCAUCGAUGAGUCCAGUAACGAAGACGACGGCGAUAAGAAGCUUCCUGCCGCUGCUGCACGUGCCAAAGAUUUUUACGAGCGUGAAGCGGCUAAGUACAAGUUGCUGCUCAGUAAACGUGUACAGAACUUGUCUACAAAGUGGAAAGAUGCCAAGGUCGUCCAGUUACGUGACAAAAUGUCAUUCUGUUUUGGUGUAUUCAACGUACUUGGAAGUGCGUUACUCUAUGCUCUCAAUCCAACAUGGCUGCAUAUAUCGUACACUGUUCAGAUUCUUUACUUUUUACCGCUCCGUGCUUAUACGUACAAGCAACUGAAAUAUCACUACUUCCUUUUCGAUAUGUGCUACUACGCUACGAUCCUCAAUUUGGCUUUCCUUUGGUUGUUUUCGUCUUCAGAGGCAGUAUUCGUAGCAGCUUACUGUAUGACAAUGGGCCCGCUCGCAUUCGCUGUUAUCACGUGGAGAAACAGUCUUGUCUUCCAUAGUUUCGACAAGACAACGUCGUUAUUCAUACACAUGUACCCGCCGCUGGUAUUCCACGCGAUUAUCUUCGACUACCCAAACGCAACUGAUCGCUUUCCAGCCCUGGAAGGUAUCCACAAGUUGCAACCUGGUAUGGCGCUUUUAUACACUUCAAUGAUAUAUCUCAUCUGGCAGGCGCUUUACUGGAAGUAUAUUUUAAUUGAGCGCCGUCACAAGAUAGGAGAGGGUAAAGGUCAAAGAACGACAUCAUUUAGCUACAUGCUGCACCACAAUCACGGCCUUAUUGGCAGGACACUCAGCAACAUUGCGCCAAAGUGGCGUGAAAGUGCUUUCAUGUUCAUGCAAUUCGCAUACACCAUAGUGACUCUUUUACCUGCGGUAUUUAUUCUUUACGACAGUAAAGUCGCCAGUGGUAUGUUCUUACUGUUUAUAUUCGGAGUUUCUACGUGGAACGGUGCUUCUUAUUACGUCGAGGUGUUCGGAAGAAGGUUUGAGAAAGAGUUAGAUGCUCUAAGGAAGGAACUAGAAGCUAGCUCGAGUAAUGGAGACGCGGAUGACGACGUGUCGACAGCCAAACCCGAAUGUGAAGAAUCUAACGGUAAAAACCCAUCUUCUAAGAAGGACAGUUAG